UUUAUGCCCUCUCCCCCCUCUCACAGCGGACUGCAUGCAUUGAAACGCACCUUCUCUACCUCUUCCAAUCGCCCAACAACUCCUACUUGCCUUUUUCUUCUCUUUAUACUCUCUGUUCUCCUUCUCAUACAAAUCUGUUUGAAUCUCUCAAAAAUAAGGGCCAACAAAUCAGUCUCUACUGCGAAAACCCUAUUUCCAUCUUCCAACCCUCUUUCCCUGCUUAUUUACACAAUUCCCAUGGAGCCCUUAUAAAUUAGGGUUUCCGAACACCAUUUCUGCAAUCAAAAUCACCACUUCUUGUUCCCCUCUCUUUUGCCCCAAUCUUCUCAUUUCUAGAUUGAGAUUUGCCCCUUUUCGCCUAAUGUGAGCGGGGCAGCGAGCUAGGGUUUCUUUCCUUUUUGCGAUGGGGAGCACUGGCGAGCCGGACCGGAAGCGCCGCCACUUCAGCUCCAUCUCCCCCACGGCUGCUGCUGCUGCGAAGAAGCACCCCCUUCUCCCGUCUUCCGAGGACAAAAAGCUUGAUGCUGCUGUGCUCCAAUAUCAAAAUCAGAAGCUUGUUCAGCAAUUGGAAGCUCAGAAGGCUGAGUUUUCUGCCCUUGAGAAUAAAUUCCAUCGGCUGAAGGAGAAACAACAGACUUAUAAUGACACGUUAAAAGUGGUCAAUAGGUCCUGGGAGCAGCUGGUGGAUGACUUAGAGCUGGAGUCACUUUCUGUUUCCACAAGAGAUUGUGCAAAUGGUGGAAAUGAUGUGAAACAUUCUCAAAAUUUGGAGGAUGGGGUAUCUUCUCCCCCAGAGGAUACUUUUAUGUGCAGACUCCUGCAAACUGGUGCCACUGAUAGUUGCUCUGCAAAUGGUUCCGCUGAUUUAAUGGAAAUUGAUAUACAGACAUCAUGUGCAUCGACCAAAAGCAUCUUACAAAACAUUGUAGUUGCCAUUAAUGACCUGUGGUGUGCAAAUGAUGGUGUGACUGCUCCACUUCUAGCGGUACUACCUGAUGAUGAACCCAGCGGACAAAUAGGAAAGACAGCUAAUGAAUUAGAGAUGGAGGUUAAGAACUUGCGAGUGGCACUAAGUGACCUUCAUUUGAAGCACAGAUCGUUCUCAAAUGAGGUCCAGAGCCAUCGAGACAGUAAUGCAAAGAAUAAAGCUGAGCUUAACCGUUUGGCAGGGGAAUUGGAAGAUACCAUUGCAGAGUUAGAAGAAAGCAACUGUAAACUGGCAGUCCUUAAGGCACAAAGAGAUGCUGCCCAAGGAGCUUGUUUCCCGGUCCUAAAUAUAGGAAACAAACAUGUUGCAGGAGAUAAAGCCAGAGACAAGCAAAAAGACUUGCAAGAUAUGGAGUCCUCACUCAAGGAGUUUUUGAAUUUAUCUUCAAGUCGUCUUCUAGAGCUUAGGAAUUUGCAUGAAGAAAGGAUAGUUAUCUUGAAGCAGUUAGCUAAUUUGCAGAACACUUUGAAGGGUGUGAAACACAUAUCUUCAUCCAAAGCUUACCUCCUGCUAAGUGAUCAGAUCGAAAAAUCAAAAGCAGAAGUGAAUCGGUAUCACUCGUUAUUGGAGAAACAACAGGUUGAGAAGGAUAAUUUUAUCUGGCGGGAAAAAGAAGUGAAUGCAAAAGUUGAUUUAGCUGAAAUUUCUCAAAGAGCUUGUGGGGUUGCUGAGUAUCGAAAAAGUGAACUAGAGAAAGAGAUAAAGAGACAAAUUGAAGAAAGAAAUCUGUUUGAGACUAGGCUAGAAGAGGCUUCAAGAGAACCGGGGAGGAAAGAAAUCAUUGCCGAGUUCAAAGCACUGCUUUCAUCUCUCCCCAAGAAUAUCGAUAUUAUGCAAAGUCAACUGAGUAAAUACAAAGAGGCUGCUUCUGAAGUUCAUUGUCUGCGGGCUGAAGUUCAGUCUUUGUCUAAUAUUCUUGACAGGAAGGCAAAUGGGCUGGAAACUUUAUCUGGUAGAUCUGCUGACCAAGCCGCGGAACUGAAGAAACUGCAGGCUGUGGUCUUGGAUUUGAAGGAGAGUGACCAGGAGCUAAAGCUAAUUCUAGAAAUGUAUAAACGUGAAUCCACUGAUUCCAGGGAUGUGAUCGAGUCUAGGGACUUGGAAUACAAAGCUUGGGCUCACGUUCAAAGUCUUAAAUCUUCUCUUGACGAGCACAAUUUGGAGUUGCGUGUUAAAGCUGCCAAUGAAGCUGAAGCAAUAUGUCAACAGAGGCUAGCUACUGCUGAAGCUGAGAUUGCUGACCUGAGGCAGAAAUUGGAAGCUUCUGGAAGGGAUAUAUGUAAAUUUUCCGAGGUCCUGAAAUCCAAACACGAAGAGGGCGAGGCCUAUUUGUCUGAGAUAGAGUCAAUUGGGCAAGCUUAUGGUGAUAUGCAAACUCAGAACCAACAACUCUUACAACAAAUUACAGAGAGAGAUGACUACAACAUCAAGCUUGUUUUAGAGAGUGUGAAGACAAGACAGCUUCAGGGUACUUUACACAUGGAAAAACGGACCAUGGAAAAGGAGAUGCAGCAUGCCAAUGCAUCUCUUGAUUUCUAUGACAUGAAAGCGGCACAGAUCGAAGAGCAGUUGAAAUUUUGCUCAGAGCAGGUUGGAAAACUUGCAGAGGAUGCCUGGCAAAGUUCACUUGCUUUGGAGAAUACAAAAAAGAGACUGUUGGAGGUACAAGGAGAAUCUCAGCAGCUACGACAAUCACUUGGUGAAUCACAGUCCAAGGUUGAGAGAAGCCGACUGGAUGUUGCAGAGCUGCAGAUAGAAGUAGAGAACGAGAGGUUUAACAAGAAGAGAACCGAAGAGGAACUGGAUGUUGUGACGAGGAAAGCUACACUACUUAGUGCACACACAGAGGGUACAUCAGUGUUAGAAAAGCUUCAAGAAGAAGUCAGAGAAUACAAGGAAAUACUGAAAUGUAGUGUCUGCCAUGACAGACAGAAGGAGGUUGUCAUCACCAAAUGCUACCAUCUAUUCUGCGGUACCUGUGUCCAAAGAAUCCUCGAGAGCCGCCAGCGGAGAUGUCCCAUCUGUGCUGCGAGUUUUGGCCCUAACGAUGUGAAAAACAUCUAUAUAUGAGAAAGCGUUUGUGCUGGCUGUUGCAGAAGAGAAAACCAAUUCAGGCGUCAACCCACCCGAGAAAGAUUUUGGGCCUCUGCAGGUCUCUCGCCUGUUGUAUCACUAUAGGGUCUCCUUUUGUAAUAUAUUUCUACAAGAAUUGGUGGUUUCCUCCGCUUCCCCUCCUUUCCAGAGUAGGUUUCUGUGUACUGCUGUGGACAUGGGGUUUACGGGUAGAUUUUCUUUGCAUGCGGUUCCCUCUGAUGUGUAAAGUCCUGCAUCCAUCCGUCGACUGCUUUGGGGCACUCUCUUUUACCUGAGCCAUUGGAUUAUUAAUUGAUUAACUUGCAGAUCUACUAGAA
Molecule: messenger RNA, 3399 nt
Organism: Magnolia sinica
Lineage: Eukaryota; Viridiplantae; Streptophyta; Magnoliopsida; Magnoliales; Magnoliaceae
Product: E3 ubiquitin-protein ligase BRE1-like 1
Exons: 19
Coding region: 404-3058 (884 amino acids)
Cellular component (GO): HULC complex; nucleus
Molecular function (GO): ubiquitin protein ligase activity
Source: RefSeq, a predicted model, not a curated record